AAAAAGAAAAAAAAAUGGCCUGCAGCGGGAAGAUUUAAAAAGUGUUCAAAACCCUCUCUGUAUAAAAUAUGACCUCUGACACAAUGUCUAAUGGGAAGAAAAAACAGAAAAAGAUAUAAAGACCCAAUUUUAUCUGAAAUUGAAGAAAGAGAAAGAAUCAAGCAGUCUGUGCUGCAAGUUUUCAGAGCAAGGUAUUCAGUACCAGGUGGGAGUGGAGCUAUAGUGAUUGGAAAGGAUCAGCCAAGUUAUAUAGACCUUGCAGAGACCCAUUCAGUUCAUGAAGUGGCAGGAGAGAGCUCAUCUAGUAUGACAGAAUCUGAAUCAUCUACUACUUCUGAUAAAAAAACACACAAAAAAAGGAGACGUAGGAAAAGACAAAAACCACAGAGAAAAGAGAAAAAGGUAGAAACGACAGACAGACAUGAUGUUGCAAAGCAUCUGAAGAUAGCAAAUGAUGUUAGUCAUAUAUUAAGACCCACUAUAGAUGCAUCUAAAGUUAGCAGUAUAUGUCAAAACAGAUUGACCAGAAAAAUGGGUCUUUUCAAUGCAGGGAAGAAAUCUUCAACAAUAUCCAGAGAAAUAUAUAUCCCUGAUGCAGUAAAGAAAAAAACACAAGAAGAUUUAAAGAAGAUCUUAAAUCAAAGUGUCAAAGAAGAUGAUAAUCAGUCACAUGAUGAUCAACUUAAUAUUAGUCAUAGUCCUUUGAUAUUACCAAAACCAAGUUACAGAGCUUCAUCUACAGCUAAUAGUAACAAGAAGUCUGAUUUGGGAUACAGAAGUGCUGGUAGUAAUUCUAUCACACCUUCAUCUCCAAAGAUCAAAAUGGCAGUCAGCUCUGCAAGCUGUUUAAGUGCAGCAAGUUCUGAAGAUUUAAGGGAAAUUUUACCAGAGGAACCUCCAAUGGAAGACAUUUCUGAAUUACUUAUCAAGAAUCUAAACUUAAAGCAGUUCUUUCCUGGUAGAAAUUUGUUUGAAGAGACUGUAGAAGAACUGAGGAAGAUAAUGAAACAGAAUUCUUUUAGUUCCACUCCAAUAUCCAAGAAAUUACAUGCCAAACAGGUAGAUUCAGUGAAAAGAUCACUUCUAGACAUUUAUUCUCCAGCAAAGCAACAAGGUAAUGUCAAGGUACCUUCCAGACCAUCAAGUGUCAAAACUACAUCAUCAACUAAUAUGUCACAGUCUCCACAGAUUUCAAAGAUUCAGCCAUGUAUAACAAUGCAUAAUCAUAAAUCAACUAGAUCAUCCACGAACUGUGAUAAAUAUCUUUUCCCUAAAACAACUGGUGUAACAUAUGAAUCUUCAUCUUCUCAAGAGAAAGAAUAUUUAGAUGGAAAAUCUCUGAUUAAUAGGUGUAAUAAUCCUCCAAUUUACAGCAUGGCUAGUAUUAGUUACAAACAUUCAUCAACAGUAACUCAUUCUCCACGUAAAUACCUCAGGAAAGACUCAGUAGAUGCAAAAACUUUGUUGAAAUGCAAUGAUAAGAUGAUAGCAGAAGCUUGUCAUCAGAUGGAACAGUUAGCUUCCAAACCUCAGCCUAUGGAAACAGAUGAUUCAAAUGCUUCAGAUUCAAAUGCUUUGAAUUUGUUAAAGCAAGACGAGGCAAAGAAAAUGAAGAGACAUAUGAGUUAUCAUGGGGAUACACUAAGAGAGAUUCAGAGAGACAUUCUAAGUUUAUUACCUGAUGACAUUGCACAAAACAGUUCCCAAUCAUCAGGUUACCAUGACAGCCAGAACAGUAGAUAUGGACAUGAAGAUCAGACAUCUAGACUAGCUGAUCAGAAUACAAGGAAUACUGCCUACAUGCCACAGUUUCAUACAAGUAACCAUGGAGAUGGCAGUGUUACCGAUUACAAAGAAAACAUUUGUGAGAAUAUGGACAUUUUAGACUAUUUGGAUGGUCCACCUCAGCCUGAGACAAGGGUGAGAAAGCAGACAAAUCCUAAACAGUUGACAUCAACAACAGAUUCUGAUGGAAUACAAAUGUGGGUCCCUUCAAAUGUACAUGUUGUAUUACUGCCAAAGAAACCUACAUUUGAAUCACCAAGUCCUGAGAAAAUGAGACCAAGAUUUAUGCACUAACUAUGAUUUUCUAUCAGAAUAUUUUCACAUUCCUAUAGAUAAUGGAAACUAUAUGUGAAUGAUAUAUGAGCAAUAAUUAUAUAUUUUCUCUUUAUUGAUACCAUUUUCAUAACCCUAUGAAAUCUGCUAAAAAUUGUUUUAUUUGAAACAUGCAAUUUUAAAACAUUGCAUGCAUGUUGUGAUAAGACUCUCUAUAGAGAAUUAAUUUGUGAUUUAGUCAUUUAACUUGGCAAUGUGUUUUAGAGUAAAAAUGCUGUUAAUAUGUUAGUGAAUACAUGUUUAUUCAGUUUGUUAGAUUUAUUUAUCAUAGAAGUAUACCACUGUAUUUUAUUAUCAGUAUUUCUUAUAUUUUAUUUAUUUAAUAUGGUUUAAAA
Messenger RNA from Mytilus californianus (California mussel), 2453 nucleotides. RefSeq lists its product as uncharacterized. The transcript has 16 exons. The coding region runs from base 91 to 2079 and encodes 662 amino acids. The record is from RefSeq and is a predicted model, not a curated record. Lineage: Eukaryota; Metazoa; Mollusca; Bivalvia; Mytilida; Mytilidae.